AUGAUCUUCAAGCUUGAUUUCAGGAAAGCUUUUGACUCCAUAUGCUGGUCCUCCCUCAUACAAAUCUUACAAGUUCCUGGAUUCAAUGCAAAUGUGGCCUACGCCAAGUCAGAGUCGAACUCUGCAUCCUCUCCGCCUUCCCUAACCCCUCUCAUAAAUAUCGUCUUCGGUGGCUUGGGGGAGAGGAGCGGAGUGGGGUUUGGAUCCCGUGGAUGCGGACGAGAGAAGCAAAACAUUGAUGCCGGCGGCAAGGGCCUUCCCGAGACUCCGAACGUGCUGCUUGACAGAGCCUGGACAUGUGCAAGGGAGGCUCGCCGCCGUCGGGAUCCGGCCACCACGGGCUCCCAGCGUCAGAUCCGUAGGUACCGGAACCAAUCUUGCAGCCACCGUUGGUUUCUCUCGGAGCAAGUGCCGCCAUUGGGAUCCGGCUACCACGAGCUCCCCAGGGUUGGAUCCGUCUGUCCUGGAGCCGACCCUGCGCCCUGUGCUCCUUUUUCUCGGAGCAAGCAAGCGACUGACGCAGCAGCGGCACGAGGGAGCGAGCUCUGCCUUGAGGUGCCACUGGGGCAGACAACCACGAGCUCCUCCACCACCAUCUCCCGGCCUCCCCUACCCGGGUUCAUCUGCUCAUCUGCACCGUCAUGGCGGCUAGCAUCAGUACCUCUAUCCUCCUCACCAGUUACGUCACACACCGAUAUCAAUAGGGACUGUACCUUGCUUCAUUCCGACGCGUGGAGGCUGGCCUCCUCGCCCACCCCGUACUGCACUGCUGCAAGGACAAACCAACCCAGGCGGAGGUAAAUAAUGUAGUCAAGCAAACGCACAUAGUACUAUAGGGUCUGAUCACUUCCUGUGUGUACAUUGGUACUGAGUUAAUGCAUGCCAUCCAACUCAUGCAUCAUAUAUAAGUGAUGGCAUGCUGUUGCUGAAUUGUGAACCAUACAUCUACAAAGAAAAUCAUGGGAAACUUCCUUCCGUGUAAAUUGUGUUUGUACAGAUCAACUGCAGCUGUGUAUGUAUUGCUGAAUAUUUAUGAUAUGCAGAGGGUUGUACACACAUAUUUUCAAGGGGAGUAAAAGGGCAGUUGUUGUCAACCUGCUUGUGCUCUAUAACAGACUUGCUUACUAAUCGUGUUGGAGGAUGCCGAUGCUGCCAUAAACAUGUCUAUGAUUUAAUGACCUGCAUCCCAGCUCAAAUCUUGUGCCUCCAUUGAUUUUGUUGUUUUUGCAUAGCUUCUGAAGGUCAAUGUAGCCAGUGAGUGUGCCCUCGAAAUCAACGUCCUUCAUAUUAGCAUCGUCGAA
Molecule: messenger RNA, 1301 nt
Organism: Triticum aestivum (bread wheat)
Lineage: Eukaryota; Viridiplantae; Streptophyta; Magnoliopsida; Poales; Poaceae
Exons: 4
Coding region: 1-801 (266 amino acids)
Source: RefSeq, a predicted model, not a curated record